GUGAGUGGGUCGACGACCACAGGGUCGAGCGGCUACUCACGCUCGACGGACUCGCGCUCCGAGUCGCGUGGACGCUCGCUCUCGCGCAGUGCGUCGCUAUCUGACCGCGAGCGUUCAGGGAGCCGGGGAACGAGCUCGCCGAUGGGUUCCUGUCGCCGACCGGAUCGGCGCUAGCGCUCGGCGGAGCUGUGGCAUAUGCGAAGGGCCGGGAUAGGGGACGGAGGAUGGACGGCGAUGAGAGUGAUCGGGGGAGGGACAGGACUGGGAGGGCACUUGCAGCGAGCGUGAGCCCGCCGGGUGUGGUGGACUCGCCGACGAGGGUCGCGAGGGAAGGAAGUGAUUCGUCGACAGCGUCCGUGGACGUACCGCAGGCGAGGGACGAAACAUCAUCCCCGCCGUCGUCUGUGUCGGGUUCCUCAACAGCGAGCGUGUCAACAGCCCGUCCGGCGCAGACGCAGGAUGACCCUGCCUCGCCGCGCCCUCGAAUAGCUGUACACACAGGACCGAGUGUCCCGCUCCCCAUCCCUUCGCCAAUACCGGAGGAAGAGGAGCAGUGGAGAUCAAGUCAUCCGACACCUGCCAACUCGCCCGUCACCACACUCAAGGCCAGCAUCACGUCUCCGAACACGCCGCUCGUGAAGUCGGAGCAGCAGCCUACGACCGUGACGUCGACCUCUCAUGCGGAAGGCGAGAUGUCGCCGAGCAGUCCCAUUGCUAUUCCUCGGAAGGACCGGACACCAAGAUCGUCUCUGGAUGGCCAGGAUGGCACUUUCGCUGGGCGCGCCGCUGACAUGGUGUCUUCCGCGCGAGGUCUUCUUGGAUCAAUAUGGAACACCGGCACGACAUGAGCAGGUGCACUUCUUGCUUCUCUCCGGCACUACCUUCGCGCUUCUAUCUCUUGUUGUCUCUGCUGCUUGCACACCGCAUUGUACCACCACCACUAUCACCACCACACCCCGACA
Molecule: messenger RNA, 962 nt
Organism: Fomitopsis serialis
Lineage: Eukaryota; Fungi; Basidiomycota; Agaricomycetes; Polyporales; Fomitopsidaceae
Exons: 1
Coding region: 225-848 (207 amino acids)
Source: RefSeq, a predicted model, not a curated record